This is a messenger RNA of Bombina bombina (fire-bellied toad), 4645 nucleotides long. It is a transcript of the gene HELB, whose product is annotated as DNA helicase B. The record is from RefSeq and is a predicted model, not a curated record. Bases 18 to 4265 code for a protein of 1415 amino acids. The transcript has 17 exons. Lineage: Eukaryota; Metazoa; Chordata; Amphibia; Anura; Bombinatoridae.
UUCAUGUUAGGUUCGCUAUGAGUAUGAGAGGCAGGAAGACCCACUGGGAAGUGCUGGAGGGGCGCUUGUUACCUGUGAAAGAUGUCGCUUUGACAGAAGACAAUGACGAGCCGGAGGAAGAAGAUGAGAAGGGAGAAGAAGUUGACUUCUUGGACGCAGAGGAGAUCCUGUCUGAUGGUGUCACUGCGAAAUCAGAAUCGCUUCGGAGCAGUAAAGUGAUUAUUAAAGAUGAACUAUCACGUGAACAUCAUGUAACUGGAUUUUUUCCGUUUGUGGAUCCUUGGUGGUCUGUACGUGUUGAGGUGAAACGUAUUGGAUCUCAGUGCUUUGCAAGGGGUUACCCAUCCUAUGCACUUAUAAGAGGUGACCUGUCUGGAGAAAAGACUGGAAUACUAUCAAUAUUUCUUACAAAAUGUUGUCUACCAGAUGAGAGAAAGCAAGACUUUAUAGAUUGGCUACCGAAUACUCCAGUGACUUUUGAAAAUUUACAAACUUUAGCAGAAGAAUAUACAGAGGAAGAUCCUCAUCAUUUUAACUUACUGCCGUACAUACAGCACUCAGGAGGUCUAGCAAUAGAAGAUGUAGAUCUAGAAGUAGAAAUAGGAAUAGAGGUAGAGGGGGCAAUCAUCAAAACAACACCGACACUUCUCAGAACAAUGUUGGAUGUGAACAAGCUUAUCAGGAAUUUAACCUUGAGAAAGCAUUUUCAAGGGGAUACGACAAUGGCACAGGACCAUCUCGAUGUUCACAUACAGCAAGGUUCAGAAAAUCUGAGGUUUGUUGAUUUUUCAGAGGCAUGUGAUGUUAUUUCACUUCAACACUUGGGAAGACAAGGAGAAGUCUCAGAUCCUUCUAAUAACAUAUCAAGUUUCAGUGGUUUUAAAAAACUAUCUGUUUUUUAUCCCAUACAAUCUAGAGGUACUAUACUUGAAACUUUUUUCAAGAGAGUAGAGAAUGAUCUUACUCUACUCGCCUCUAGAACUGAGACUAGUGGCGAAUUUAAAACUAAGUCUAAUCUUACGGUCACUGAAAGAAAAGCCAUCUCUGAUUUACAGAAGAAUAACAACAUAGUGAUACGCACAGCUGAUAAGGGAGGUGCGGUAGUUGUUCUAGAUAGGGAAGUCUAUAUCUAUGAAGCACACAGACAGCUGCAUGACACAGACAAUUACCUUGAGUUAGACAGGGAUCCCACACUAAGUUUCCAAAGGGACUUGAGAAGACUUUUGGAUGAUGGUUUGGAGGAUGGGCACUUUGACUCCGCUACUUUUGAGUAUUUGUAUGUCGAAUGCCCAGUUGUGCCCAUCUUCCACCAUCUUCCAAAGGUCCAUAAAACAUUGACAGAGGUCAAGGGUCGACCAAUUAUAAGCGGAAUUGGGUCUAUCUUUGAACAUCUAUCACAAUGGCGGUAUAUCGAUGAUCUCCUUUUUGUGUGGUGUGGAUCGCCCACAGACCUUAUUGACUUUGUUAACAGGCUAAAUGACAAUGAUGCAGGCCUCAAAUUCACAUUUGAAAAACAUCAUACAGAGAUUAAUUUUUUGGAUCUCACCCUUAAAGCUGAUAGGUCAGGUCCUGGUCCCCUUGUUAUGAAAGCUUUAGAAUUUCCUCUGGUUUAUGAAUUCUUGCCAAAGUUGUUACCACGUCGUGUCAGAAGUCUUCUACAGACUAGAGGAAUGGAAGAGAAAGAUUCUCAAGAGUGCACAAAAUCUAAUCCCCUUGAUAGGAUACCACUGAUCGAGAACAUGUUGCGUUCUGAUCCCUGGAAAAUUGGAUUCGGCAAAUUUGUUUACAAGGAAGUAGGACUCCUUUGCUGUGAAGCAAAUUGGACCAACUUUCUCCAAUGUGAGUGUUUACUGGAAAAGAUUCCCAAUCUGCAGAAAAAUGCGUUAAUAAUUUACAACACCCUGAAGAAGAGGUGCUUGGAACUGGGAGAUACUUAUGCUGAACAAGACGCACUCUGUAGCGCAGUAUCUUACGACAUGCCGUAUAAUGAAGGAUGGGAUGCACUUAAGUUUUUACGAGAUAAUGAAAUUGUGAUGUUCGAAGGGCAACGUGUGGCCCUUGCAAGUCUUUACAGAUAUGAAAAUAAUAUUGCGAAAUAUAUCCAUAAACUUGUAACAAGAAGAGCUUGGACAUUAGAUAUAGAUGUGAGAGAGGCACUUGAAGGCACUUUAUCCUCCGCAGAAACUGAAGUAAAUGAAAAAACUGAUGUGAGUAACCACAGUCAAUUAGAAACAGUACCUGAUGAAAAAACAUCUGCAGACCAGAUCAAGAUGUUACAUAUUUCCAGUAGCCCAACACCUACAAAAGAUUCCAAAUCUGCCAUUUUUGACCCAGACCAAUUGAAAGCAGCAAAAAUGAUAUGUUCUAACCCAGUCACAGUCAUAAGUGGGAAAGGUGGAUGUGGGAAAACCACUGUUGUUAGCCUUGUAUUUAAACACUUGAUGAAGAAAGAGAAUGAAGAUAUAGCUGAGGCCUGCAAAGCACUUGAGGAUGACUUGGAUGCAUCUCAAGAAUGGAAUUGUGACAGCAUGCAGUCUACAGCCACAAGCGAAACGCACGCCCGUGUUUUGCUUACUGCACCUACUGGGAAAGCUGCUUCUAUUUUAAAGAAAAAAACAGGUCUUCCUGCAGCCACAUUACAUCAGAUUACCUGCAGUUAUUCUCGUUAUCGCCAGCAACAAAAUUCUACAGCUGCCUGGAAAUUCUCUAAAGUAGAAGUACUGGUUGUGGAUGAAGGAAGCUUAGUGUCUGUUCACAUUUUCAGUUCUACCCUCCAAUUACUCUGUGAUCAUGGCAGGCUGGCUAAACUAAUCAUUCUUGGUGAUGUCCGACAACUUCCUAGUAUUGAGCCUGGAAAUCUACUUGCUGACAUUUUUAAAAGGCUUGACUCCAUGCAGUGGGCUAUUGAGCUUCGAACAAAUCACAGAGCAGAAUCCCAACUUAUUGUAGACAAUGCAGCAGAAAUUUCUCAACAAAACUUUCCGCAAUUUGAUGCAGUAAUAAAUAUCUCUUCUGACUCUGAUAUUGAAAUGCCCGGUGAUGAUAAGAAAUUUAUUCUUGUUUCUCUACCAGAUGAAAGUGAACAUGUAAUUCAGAACAAAAAUGUAUUUGGUGUGCCAUGUCCCACAGAUGAGGUCCUGUCUAGGCUAGAGCUUCCAGAGGUUAAGCUACCUGAGGAACCCAAGAUCCCUAAGUUAGACAGGGUCUACGAAGACGGGAAGGUCCCACAGACUUUUCCUGUACCAGUUCGUAUGGCGAACAUUAUUAGUAAUGUAUGGAAAGAAUGUUCAUUGAUUAAUGAUCUCUGCUGCAAACAUUUUUCAGGACAUUUAACAAAAAAUCAUAAGAAUAAACUUGAUUUCCAGUGUAAAGACAAGAUCUGCUGCUCAAGGAAUGCCUACCUUAAAGACGUUUUAUUUGAUUCUGAAAAAGAUAAAUGUGAUGACGAUGAAAGACUUUGUAAUGGUGAAAUAUUUUUUAUUACAAAUGAUGUAGAGUAUGAGAGAAAACAGCGUGCACUAACGAUAAAUGAUGUAGAAGGUCGGGAAUAUACUCUGGAUUAUAGAAAACUGAGAAUAGAAUGUGAUCUGAAGCAUGCAUGGGCAAGAACCAUUCACACUUUCCAAGGAUCAGAAGAGGAUACAGUUGUUUAUGUACUGGGCAAUGCAGGCAGGCAAAAUUGGAAACAUGUAUACACUGCGAUUACACGAGGUCGCAAAAGGGUUUAUAUAGUAGCAAGUAAAAAUCAGCUGCACCAAGCUAUUGCUAAUCAAGCUCGUAAUCGAAAAACACGCUUGCAACAAUGUAUAAAAGAGAUGCUGUCACUAAAUAUAACAUGUCCAACUGCCUCCCCUCCUGCUCAAACACAUGAGUCCCAGCUUCCCUGUGAGAAAAUGAAGGAUCCUGAUAUUAAACAUGCUUUAAAUGGAGAACUGCAGCCUCAUCCUCCAAUGCCAUGUACUAGCGUGCCUGGUAGAAUUGUUGAGCCAUUGUCUCUGAACAACAUUAGUGUUUUAAAUGAUUCUGUAGUUCACGUUUUGACCCCAACAGCCGGUGUUUCUGGUGAACACAGAUAUUUUGACUUUAAUGCUAUGCAGCAAUCUCCCAACUGCAAGAGGCAAGGACUUUCACUAGGAGAUAACUGUUCCCCUUCUCCUUCCAAGAUAUCCCGGACUGCGGCUUCCAAGAAUGUGAAUAUUUCUCCAAGUGGAAUUGGUAUGCAGAAUCUGAGGAUCAAAGGUCGGCCUCCAAAGAAGCUCUUUUAGCCCAAAGAAGCUCUUUUAGUGCUACUUCACUGUAUUACACCAUGCCUGGAACAGAUUAUGGAGCUGGUUAUAUGCCUUGUCUUACUACAGUGUUUGUUUUAAGAAUCUGCUCAAGAAGACCUUUACUUCUACCCUUUGGAAUUUAAAGAACAAAAUGUUAGUGGGAAAACAAGACAACCAGAUUAUAUCCUGUUGAUAUAUAGCACUGGGAGGGUAAUUUGAAGAACAUUAACAGUCUAAUAAUGUGACUUGGAGUUUAAUUCUUCAGGUUCUGUUUUACCGUACAGCUACGGAUUUGUUUUAAAAUUGUAUCAGUGGACAGAAACAGCACCUUUUUUUUUUUUUUUACUUUAUGCUGCAGAAAACAAUUUUUUACAUCA